UUUGAAGAAAGAGCAGCCGAAUUUCACAAGCAUCAUGGGUAAUUAACCAGACAACUAAUUUACAUUUUGUUAAUUAACAAAUCAUUCUAUUAUCUUAUGAUUGUGGUUAUUAAUUAUUAAUAUUAUUUUUGUGUAAAACUUUUAAACAUGGUUGAUCUUAUGACUGAUAUUUCUUAAUGUCAGUGACCAGCAAUCAGCAUGUCUUUCUGGCUAUAUACUAGUCUAGAUGCUCUAUCACACAGAGCCACAGAAGACUCGUGGGAGUCAAUUAGAGGUCAUUAAAUUAGGGUCAUGUGACAAACAUCCUAAAUGCUGCUGGGACUGAAAUGUUGUUAGGUUUAUAACCUUAAUCAAAUUUUUUUAGCCUUCCCUCUCCUCUCCCCACCAUAAUAAAGAUGUGCAGAUUAUGUUGGCCAGGCCUUGGUACCUCUAUUUUACUACUUAAGGGCCAUAGGUACAGCUGUCUGUGUGAAAAACUGAUAAAUAUAAUUUAUCUUUUUAGAGGCCAAAGCCCAGCUGAUGCUGAGUUCAAUUUUCUUGAGGUUGCAAAAAACUUGGAUUUGUAUGGAGUAGAUCUUCACUUUGCUAAGGUACAUAAGUGCAUUUUUAUCAUGUUGAUAAAUGAGCAACCAAACCUACCAAUAAUUAUUGACACCUCUUUAACCCUUAAAGUUGGUUUUCACUAGCAAUGGAGUCGGAGUGGGAGUCAGAGUUGUAAUCAGAAGUGUAGAACUUUAUGACCCGAUCUAGUGAAAACAGCAUUUCAAUAAAGAGGAUAGACUUAAUAAUUCAGUUCUUGUACUUUAUGCCGCUGAAUGUACCCUGCGAGCAGAGACUACAUUUUCGCUGUGUGAGCUGGUGUGCGAAAAGUAGCUUCUGCCGACAACCAUUCUAAUCCGUCCAGAAAUCUGGACUCAUAAAUUAAGAAACAGGUUUUUUGCUGUUCUUGACUGGUUUAAUUUAGAGCAUUGCGUGAGUCUUGCGUGAGUCUUGUGUAGCAGAUCAGAGCUGUCGUAAUUUUUUUAUUCCUGCGAAACUCGUGCCAUUUGACAACAGACCUGACAAUUAAUUUUGCUUGGGAACUGCAUGACGAAUUUCAUGCAUUCAUGAGAGAAAAUUGAAUGGUUGUCAGCAGAGGCUACUUUUUGCAGGACAGCUCACACAGCGAAAAUGUGGCCUCUGCUUGCAGGGUAUGCUGAAUGCUGCUGUGGAUCCGUAAUGAAGGGUUGAGUUCUUUGUUGAACACCCUGAAUCACUUGCUGCAUGUAAUCUCUCCUGACUGUUUUCGCUGAAGCUUGGUAAAUCAUACAAACAUGUAGACUCAUGACACCCCUGUUAAACCUUUGUUCUCUCCCUUGAUGGGCCUUCUUUUUAGGAUCACGACGGCCUUGACCUUCACAUUGGAAUUUCUCCCCUUGGCUUGACUGUUUACCACAACAGAUGUAAAAUAAACUUCUUUCCAUGGUAUGUAGGGUUUACUAUUAGACUACAAAACCAUCAUCUCAUUAUCAGAAUUGUUUUUGUUGGUUUUUGCGGUGGUACUGUGCCAUAGGGAAACAACCAAUCAUAUCUGAAUAUUUAUAUAUGUAUGUAAGACUAGCCUGAAAGCCAUAGUCUGAUAACAUGCAGCUGUGUUUUGAUCUCUAAUGUGACUGGUCAUGAUAUAUUUAACAUUUUUUUUAGAUAUUUCAGAGAUUCAUGAUUUGUGUUUGACAGAAGUCUUUUUGGCACUGCAGAGGAUAAUCCAGUUAAUUAUUGUUCCUCAACAGAGGCAAACAUUUUGAAUUGCACUACAGAAACGUCUGUAUUUUUUUUAAAACUGUUUUCUGUAGUAGUGAAGGAGUUAAGGUUAUAUUUCAGGAACUUUGUGAUUCAUUUAUUUGUUUUUUAAUCUGUUUUCUUGGCAGGUCAAAAGUUGUCAAAGUUUGCUUCAAAAGAAAACGAUUCUUUGUGCAGAUCAGACCGGACUGGGUAAAAAUAGUUUUGUUUUUCAUACAUAUACAAUAUUCUGCACCUUCCACCAAUAAUUUUGCUAAUGCACGCAGUUUCCAAACCUUGAUGACUGUCUCGUACAGCUGUCUGGCGCUUGAGGCCUUCCAGGGGAUCAUUACCUGACUCUGUCCACCGCGGCUACUGUGCGGUGGGCUGUCUCAUGCCGAGUCAGUCCUUUGUUUCACAUCCCCUUUUCCACUGUGCAAACCAAACUUGUUUAAUCAUUGUGCUAAAUCCUUGUUAGUCCUGCGGUGUUCUUACCUGACCGCGGUAUUGCAUCAUUUCGGGAAAUGCAGCACGAUAAUUAGCCUAAGGGUUCCCAACGGCGCAAAGAAGGAAAAAAAAACUAUUACAAAACGUACGUAAACAUACGUACAUUUCCUUAUAAUAUAAGCCAAAAUUUAAUUGGUUAUGGCGUCUUUAGAAAACACCCAUCAUUAUCUAAGACUCAGACCUGUGAAAACGUUUAGUUAAACUGUAUCUAAAAAUUGUGACCUGCUUUUCUCCCUCGUGACCCCCUAUUAGCUUCUGUAUGGGUCCUGUGGACCCCAGUGUACGAAAUCCUGGUAAGAGUGCUGGUCCUGGUAGGGGAGGAAUACAAUAAUUAUCAACUGAUGCAUAAAGGCACUUAAGUUAAGGUGUCCUUUCAUUGUGAUGUUUGCUCUGAUUGGGGUUGAUGGUAAUGAUGAUGAUGAUAAUGAUGAUGAUGAUUAUGGUGAUGGUGGUGGUGGAGAAGAAAAAUUUUGUGAUGAUUUUGCAUACAACCCCACUCUGUUUAUGAUCUAUCGGCGUCAUGUUUUUGUCUCGCAAGGAUAAUACUUUUACGAAGUUCGAUCGGAUUUGCAGAUUUCAAUGUGUUUACUUGAUAUACUCUUUGCUGAUCAGGUCCUCUAUAGAUCCUGUGUCUUGUGGCAUCAUCUUUUACUGUCAGUCCUUUGCAGUUGAUGUUCACUUUUUACUUUUCUUUGCAGAAUGAAUGGACUGAUAAUGUCAUAGGUUUCCACAUGCCUACUUACAGAGCAUGCAAAAACCUAUGGAAAACAUGCGUUGAGUUUCACACCUUUUAUAGGUUUGUAUCAAAUGGUUAUGUAAUUAUUUUUUUGUGGAGAGCUUUUAAAGUUGUUUGUCAUAAGCUUGAGUCUGGUCUUCUCUCUCUGAAAAUUUCAAGGUUCCCCCUUUCAAUCUUACACCAAGAUUUGGCAACGUGAUUUCUCUCUCUAACUGUUAAAUCCGUGGAUGAAACGCUAUUGUGCUACCAUUCAAAUUCAGUUCGAGCCGUUGUGGCUGUAGUGUAGAUACAAAAACGAGCAACUAUCAGGGAAAGAUUGACCAUGCGGAAGGCUACAAAUCAAAGUACAGUGCUGUGGAUAUGUGACUGUCAUUCUUGACUUGACGUUUUAAAUUUACUCCUUUCACCUCACUCCCGUGAUUUUCUUUAACCCUUAAAGCCUCAAUAUCAACCUACAAAUUCUCCACACUGACCAUCAAAAAUUUCCUUGAAUAAUUGAUUGACAGAAUUUGUUUAAAGAUCAAAGGAUUUUCUUCCAGUUUGUCAUUUUACUAUUUCUCAUAUACUUUUCUUUUGAUGAUGUAUUGAUAUUAUUAGGAGAAAAUUGAUCUUGAUCACUCUUGGGACUUAAAGGUUAAACAGAACAUAGAAAUUAUAUUUAUGUUUUUUAACUGGCACAGGUGUGACAGAAAUGAAUGUCGACUACUCUUUGAAAUCAUACUCGUGGAAGACACCAAAUCAGUGAUUUCGUUUGAUCACUUGUUUGACCACGCACUGUCACAGUCCUAUUAUGCUUAUUUACUUUUUUUUUUCUGGUUUCAUUUUUUAGGACUCACUUCCCCAAGCCAUCGAAUUCCAAGAGUUCAUUGGUGAGAAUAGGCUCCAAGUACAGAUACAGGUAAGUAACUGUCUUUAAUUUGUUUGUAUUAUGAUUUCUGGUAAUACAGUCGAACCUUCCAUAAGCGACCACCCAAAAUGCAAAGACUGAGUGGUCGCUAACGGAAGGUGGUCGCUUACAAAAAUCGAACCACAGGUCGUCUCUUCCGAGAAGAGGUCCAGGCACAUUUACUUUAUGGAAGAUCAUUUAUUGUAUGCAAUGUCUAAGUUAGGAUAUGUGACGUCUAGUUCCAUGUUGUCACUAAAGGUCUUCGUAUGUUCUGUUCUAAAUAGCAUAGUGUACAAAGCGAACACAGAGAACAGAGAAUGCGUCGAGUGGUCGCUUACAAGAGGUUAAAAACAAUGGAAAAUCUUUAACCGUCAGGCCCGCGGUCGCGUACAGGAGGUGGUCGUUUACUAGAGGUUCCAACUGUAAGGCUUUGACUGGGAAAAUGUUUGUGUUUUGUAUUGGCGGUCUCUUAUGGGAGGUGGUUGCUUACGAGAGGUGGUCGCACAUGGAGGUUCGACUGUAUAUUUUUUAAUCAAUGAGUUCAUGAUCAUGAUAAUUUUCGUUUCCGUUGUCGUCACCGUUGUCGUUAUUGUUAUCGUUCUGAUGGGCUUAUUUAAUACCCCGAGUAAUUCUUCCCAACCAGAUGGUGUUGACCUUAUUAAGAAGUCAUCUAAGAUUGGCUCUUGUCCGCCGAAAUAAAAAUCUUUUCUUUUGUGUUAAUACCAAAGACUAUCAUUAUGCAGAUGAAUAAAAUCAACCUUAAGCAUACUGUAUAUAAAUUGUCAAACCAACUUAGUAACGUUAUUGUAGUGACUAUAUGCAGGCUGCAAUUAAUAAUCUACCCGCAAAUCUCUUGCCUACCAAGGCUUCCAUGUACAAUUUCGUUUAAGGUGAUUCCCUAGUUUUGCACUGCGCAUCUCUUACUGCGCAUAACAAGAUGGCCGCCGUAAAAGAGAGCUUUGAAGUAAUAUUAUUAAAAUGAAGUUGACUGAAGAGAAACGCUAUUGGAAUUUUUGCUUGCUGUUGUUUCUUGCCGAGGUGAGACUCAAUGGGUUGGGAAUCUGCAUAACGUAAGCAGUACGCGUGUUGCUGAGUUCGACCUCCUCUCGGAGAACCUCGAUUUUGGAUGUUUAACUUGUGCUUACUCACUUUGAUUUUCAUUUAAACACUUUCUUUAUCACACUGUGUCCUAAAUGUGAUAUCUCGAUGUAAAUUCUGUAAAAACGGAUUUUUUAAUACUUUCUUCCCCCUUUCACAUACAUUCUAUUUUGAAACUCGCCCCAGUCCUCUCUCAAAAAUCGGAGAAAAUGCGUUUGGUGCACACUUUCUGCAGCUCUACCGCAAAAACGAGUACCGUGACCCCCAUUUUUUAUUUCAUGAUUUUAAUAAGGACGGUGCUUCCUUUCGAUGAGAAAAAAAUUGGCACAAAUCUAUGUUCAGUUUUUUGGCAAUUUUACUAAAUUGUACGGAUUGAGCCAUCACGGGUCGAAAAGCGCGCGUCCAAUUUAAUUCUACUUUGGAGCGUAAAGUAAAAACAAGGGCAUUAAAAGGCAUUUUUCUGGUACGUAAGUGGAUAAACAAUACAUUAAAGUCAAAUUCUGUGUGAUGUCACAUGCAUCAUCGAAAAAAUCUCUCCUUUUUGUCUAGUUUUGCGCUGCCCGCGGUUUUUGUAAAAGGGUCCUAAAUAGCCGUAUUUGUCAGCAUUGUGACGUCAAAACGAGCACGGUGACCCCCACUUUUUAUUACUUUUUUAUCAUCUUCUUGACUUGUUACAUCAGUGUGCCAAGUUUUAGCUAAAAUCUAUGUUAGGUUCUUUUACUAUGGAAUCACCUUAAGGUGGAUAAUGGGUCCUUCAUCGAGUCCGACCGACCCCAGCUUAGUCCCCAGGCGUUUUCGGCUCGGUCAUUCCUGGACUCUACCAUGAGCUGUGACGUCACCUCGCCCGCUCUUUCCCAGACUUCGCGCGGACAACGGGUCAAGAGAGAACGCCUAGAGACGAGGCUGGUCCGACCCCACAUUUGUCUUUCUCAGAAAGAAAAUUAUUUUGCAGCUCUGGUAAGACACUGAAAACGAAUAUUUUUUGCUCAGAGGUAAGACAGAAUAUCAAGCAUUGGAAGAGGGAAGAAGACAGCCUCGAACUGAACCUAGAAUUGUCAGGUAUCUUAAAAUAAUUCAAGUCGUCAUAAUAAACCACUUUCGAUAUAUUAAAGUUCAGUAUGAUAGCGAGUUUUAGAGGACUCAAAUUGUAAGACUCGCUAUCAUUCUGAAUUUAGCGAUUACAUACAGAUAAACUGCAUUAUGUCUCGAGAAAAAGUCUUUAAUUUGAUUUUUUUCCAAUUAUUUUGCAGAACGCUCAGCAGACGCUACUCCAAAAGAAAUGAUGAUGGUGAGACUAAUUGAACAUGAAUUUAGGGCAAUUAACGUGUAGAAUUAUCAAUACGUGUUGUCUCUUUUUAAAGGCUAUAUUCUCACUAUUCCGGACAGCUUUCGCCCCGGCACGAAAACCAUACCGUACACACCUGACUGUAGGGCUACUCUUCACACAGGAACGUUGAUUUCGGCGCAAUUUCUGUAACAGAGCGAAGCUACGCCGCGCCGAGCACGAAAGUGUAGAGUCACAUAUUUAGAUAGGUGUUCAUACUAUACGGGAUAGAUUUUCGUGUCGGCAGGAAAAGGUUUCCGGUACAGUAUGAACACAACCUGCGAGGUUAAAAAGCAAGGACAUGGAAAAUUACUGAGAUUUGUCUUAAUGAUUUACUGGAUCCGUAUUCACGGCGCAUUCAUAACUAUUAAACUCGGGUUUUUACUUGUUUGUUAUCGAUCAGGUUCGCGCCGAAGAAUUGAUUUGGAUCACAUCUUCGACAGGGAUGAUACAGUAUUCAAUGACGGAGCUCCUAACUCAACUGGAAUCAAUUAUUCAUCUUCCGUUCCUUCGAAUUUCGACAAGUAAGCUUGUGCUUUGUGUUUGCUACUAUAUCCAGUCACCUCGCCACCAACGAAACAGCUGACAAAAUCGCCAGCAUGACCAAGAAGUAGACUCGCCACCAAGACGCAGGAUUAGACGAGGUCUCGGACGAAAACCCCUGUCCAUAGGUUUUCUUAAAGCCAGUGGAUUGUUAUGCCAGUGUAAAUGACUUGCUCCCACACUUGCUCCCUAUCUUCACGCAGUUCCGCCCGUUAAUCCAGCGAGCUACGCAGCCGUCACAGUUGGUGGCGAGUUGGUUGGUGGCGAGUCUACUUCUUGGUGGCGAGAUGACUGUAAACUGUUAGCUGUGGUAUACUUUUAAAUCUAAAUGUGUAUGUUGUGUGCUGCUUUUCUUCAUUGUGAUACAUUGUGAUGAUAAAAGCCUAUUUAAAUGAAAGUCUUCGACCUAGCGUGCGUUUCUCAAAACCUCCCGAAGACAUAUUAGUCCCCCAAGAGUGAAGCUAAAUAAACAGGAUGAAGUUUGAAAGAACGCAAACUAUUUUUGUAGGUGACAUUUUUACCGCCCUUGUCGUCGUGCUGUUUGGUUGCUUAAGCACCCUUAUAACUCCCGAGUCUCGUCCCCUGGCUCAGUGAUUUUUAUAACUAACUUUGAUUUCUUCAUUUAAUUUUGUUAGAAUGAAUCACUCGUUAGUCAGAAGCAAAAGUCUUGGAGUUGGCGAUGAGAUCCAAAUGAGCCGACUGAAACCAGCUCUCACGCCAGAACUCCAGGUACAAUGAAUAACUUGGUCUUGUGAAGUCUUUUUUGUUUCUCAGUCGGUGACUCAGCCGUCGCGUGAGAAAAUUGACCUUCUGGUUAAUUGCUUGUCUAGAUGCGCUCAGCUAUACUGCAGCUAGUUACAAUGCAUGCAGUAAAACUGAGCAGGUUGCUAAAAACCGCUUCUGUUACUUCAAUGUGCCUUAGGUAUAGAAAUCCUCAUGGUUACAAGAGAUUUUGCUCAUCUUCCCGUUUAAGUUACGUACCAGAAACGUUGCUGCAAACCAAGUUAAAUGACGAUGUUACGCAUUUUACAAUACCACCCACGAAUCAAACCUGUCUUCCAAUGAAUCAGGUUGUUUCAGGUUGCGAAACGUUGUUGCAGAAAGUAAAGAGUAGUUUUACUUUUUGCAACAAGACCUGUAGAUAUUGUGCAUUUUACCGGCCCAAGAUUAGCCUGCGUUUAGCCCAAGUUGUAAGUUCCGUGUAUGGCGCGACUUCCGCGUAAUUUUUUAUCCAGUCAGAAUUUAGGAUUCACGUAACUUGCAACAGGCUCAGUGAUUUGUUGCAAGACAGGUUUUAACCUGGAUGGUAAAACGCGCAACAUGCUUUACAAGUCGUUUAGCAACAAUCUUGCGAAACAUGUUGCACUUUUUUGUUACCUGUUUUGCCGUUGUUUUUCCGUAGCUUUAUGUUCUUGCUGGUGUAUUUACUAAUUAGCAUUCUAGCCUACUGGUAACAAAACUUAAGCAUUUCUUCCUGGAGCCCACAUUAACUUUUUACAUAUUAACUCUUGCGUGUAGGCAAACAGCUAUUACUGUGAUUCUUAACAGCUCUGUCGUCUGUUCUAUUAUCUUUGUGUCUCCUCUUCUUCCUUGUCUUUAACUCAGCGCAAAAGUGUUUCUUCAAACGAUUCUGUAACUUCUGAUGUGGAACAAGAAAGCAGAGGUUUUACUGCUCGGGUAUGUAGGAGAAGAGGAAGGCUUUUUCAAAUGUGACACUCUCACAAACCACUCUCACUUUUCGGUUUCGUGUACCUUAACAUGUCGCUUCUACUCUUCCAUUCUCUCCACUUCUUGCUUUGCUACACCUAAUUGCUAAUAUCUAUAUGAAACUAUACUUGAUAACUUUAUUUUUUGACGUAGUGGGAAAAAAAUUCAGUGCAGCGAGAUAGACCGAAGGGCUCUCUCCCUUUCUCUUCCUCGUUCCCCUCUUCGCACUGUCCUCACUAUCUAAAGGCCCUGAACAGGCUAACGGGAAGAUUGUUACAUAAUCUUGAAGCUCAGCAACGCUACAUACGUACAUCUGAGGGUGGUAUAUUAGUCGGGGUUGCAGAUAUGACAUUGCAAUCUUUGCAGUGCAAUAGUAAGGCCAGUCGCAUGCGACGUAAUUGGACGCAAUGACUGGAAAUUUUAACGUCACGCCGCGGUUGCUCAGAAUAGGGAUAGCUUUAUCAAUUGGGCAAAUCUCUUUUAAAAAGGUUACAUGACUGGCUUAGCUGUAACCUCUCUUGGAGACGUUCUAAGGGCUUCUUCACGCGUUCCUGCCCCACAAGAAAACGCUCGACGAACCCUGUUUGUUAGGGAGGCUAGCUUUUCUGACAUAUCUUGCUUUGUUUUGAUUGAUCGAUUGAUGGAUUGGUUGAUUGAUCGAUUGAUUGAUCCAUUGAUGGAUUGACUGACUGAUUGAUCGAUUGGUUGAUUGACUGAUGGAUGGAUGGAUUGAUUGAUCGAUUGAUGGAUUGAUUGAUUGAUCGAUUCGUUGAUCGAUUGAUAGAGGAAUUGAUUGAUUGAUGGAUACAUUGAUUGAUUGAUUGAUUGAUCGAUCGAUCGAUUGAUUGAUUGAUUGAUUGAUUGAUUGUUUCAUAGAUUGGUUGAAAGGUGAUUUAUCCCGUCGAUUGAAACACCUUCUCCGAUUUUUUUCCCGUUUUGUGGUGUUUUGAGAGGUCUUGAUUUUCUCAUGUUUUUUUCCCCUUUUAUUUUUCCUUCAGAGAAAUGGUUCUGCCAGUCAAGAAGGUCUUAUGACUGUCAGGUAAAAUAAAAAACUUUUGGGAUCAUUACUUGCGCCGUAAAUUAUCGUCCAGUUAACUUGGAAACGUACUAUGUUGGCAAUUUGGUUUGUUCGCCAGCAAUAGAAAGAUCAAACCAAGCUUUGAAGACCUUCAAAUAUUUCUUUCGAAUAACUUACUUUAGAGAUUAAAUGUCAAGGGUGGCUCGCAGUCCGCGUGCGUUUGUCUCUCUCUCAAUCAAGUUGCUUCCUUUUAGAUUUUUCGUGUCCUCGCGUGUUCCCGCGUACUAAAUUAAUUAUUGAACACGCAAAUUCCUUCAUUAGCGUACCGGUUUAGUCACCAGGGAACGUUCAAUUCCAAUUGCACUUCUUACGAAAGCAAGAGCUCUUCAUUGAUAGUUACUUGCUAGCUUUUAUACACCUGGGCUAUUUCGAAGUUUUUGGUAUUAGUUUUCUGUUAGUCACUUUGUAAUUUCUAUUUUUGAUUAUUUUUAUUGUAGAAUGGAACCUGAUGAUCAGGGAAGGUUUGGAUUCAAUGUGCAGGUACGAAAUAAUGGCUCAUGUAUCCUUUUUUUUUUCAAGGGCAGAUUGAUGGUUUAAUACAACUUACGCCGCAGCUGUAAAAAAAUUGUGAUUCUUUUGAAUAUUUUUAGGGCGGUGCGGACAUAAACUUGCCAGUAAUUGUGUCGAAGAUCGCUCGAGGAAUGCCGGUAAGAUAUUAGUCUUGCUUUUCUAAAGGCAGUAUUACGAAGACAGGCCAAGUGAUAAGCUGUGAUUGUAUUGAAUGUGAUGAAUUCAUAUAACGAUUCAAUAACUUUGAAGGUUACGGAUGACACCUGGAGGACAAAUUUUGAUGGUGUUUAUCGUUGCUGGCUACCUUGCCGGAGUCGAUUGCGUUCAAAAUUUACAGGGAAAUACACCCUGAUUGAUCAACAACUUUCUUGUUAACAAAAUUCUAGGAUACCUUUCAGGCAAACGGCUCGAGAAAUUCUGCUAUCAUUAUGUAAAAAAUUGGUUUGCAGAAACAUUGUCCCUAUGCAGUUUGUUAAUCGGUAUGUCACGCCUUUGCAGCUCAGCUCAUACUUUGAAUAGGUCAUUUCCGAGUGCAAAAGUAUCUCUUUCAAAAUGAGGUUAAGUGUAAAACCUUUCUUGUGAAAACGAGUUUUAUUUGCAUUAGAAUAAAAAUUCAUUUUCAGAUCAAAAAGACAAUGGUUUCGCUUUUAGCCUCGCUUUGAAACAGAGGCUUGGGGUAACUCAGAAAUGGGCUGUUUAUCGCUAAUGAAAACGUACAUUUUGUAUGUUUAGGCCGACAUGUGCAUGCCGCAGCUACAAGAAGGAGACGAGAUUGUUCACAUCAAUGGACGGAUAGUGAAAGACCUGCCACAUCACGAAGUAACUACAGUAUCUUUUCUUUUCUCCUGUUUUUAUUUGAUUUCUUCUUUUGAAAAAUCAUUUUGAUGGGUAAUCUAUAGAUACAGCCCAGCCUCAAAUAUGGGACGUUAUAUACUGUUCAGAAUCCCCUAUUUUUCCGUAAGAUCGUCGCGUUGCGUUACAGUCGGAAAUCUUGGAUGAGUGUCAGAUCGGUUGGAGAGGAGGGAAGAAAAAUAUCUCCCUCUCCCGAUCGCUAUAAACCCCGACUCCGCCCCCUCGGGACACAUGAACCCCAGAUGGCCGCACGUACUGGUUAGCGCUCAAUCCUGGCGAUCUUACGAAAAAAACAGGGUACUGUGAAGAGUCUAAGGAAGUUAAAACUACAGAAUUUGGAUGAUUAUUCGGAGGGGUGGGGGAAGGGAGACUCCCAUAUAAAACAGACGGAGUGAUAUCGGAAAUUUUGAACUAACCCCCUGAAAGAGACCAAACUGGGUGUAUGGCUCAGGCUGAGUUCAUUUAACCCAUGAUAGAUACCAAAAUACUCAAAGUAGAUUUCUUCGCGUGAAGACCCUAAUGAGUCUUACGAUACAAUGACGGCUAAAAGUGUUGUAAGUGUUUUACCCUUAGUACACUAUGUAAGACAGAAAGUUUUACCAUAGCAUACUAAGUGAGACAGUAAUCCAAAAUUUACACCCCUAACCCGGACGACGAGCAUUCCGGUCAUUUUUUUAUUAGAAUUACCCCCCCCCCCGGGUGGGGGGGAGCGUGGUAUCGCCAACGGGAGGUGCAAGGAAAGUAAGAAAAAAUGGUUUGUUGUGAAUCUCGGUGUGUCAUUCAUUUAACUCUUCACUUUUCCUUUGUUUUAAGAUUGUGGAGCUUAUACGAACCAUUAGCAAAUCAAACCGAAGACUUCUUAUAAUGACGAUACGACCUAACGGUAAAUACGUCAGUUAUCUUUCUGCUUUGAACAAAUACAUUCAACACCCGCACAUAAGAACCUAAUAUUUCGGGUUUCACACUGACCAAGUUCUUAUUUACCGGGUGCUGAGUGAGAAAUCAGCAUGAAAAUGUUCUUGAUUUUUUUUUUUUUUCAGAAAUACUGUACAUUAUACAUGACUAGUGUUUUAAUUAACAUGCAAUGUUUACAUUCUAUGAUUAUUUAGAUCCGCCACUUAAUCGCACUUUCUUCUUUGAUCCUAUUAUUCCGGAAGAUAUCAAUUUAGAAAUUUCAGUUUUGCAAGACAACAAGGCCCAUGGUCUUUACUCAUCUCCAGUUAGGCUGCUGAAAUUGGCAAAAAGGGUCAUAUCCGUACCUCUAGCCACGAUUUUUAAUCAGUCUAUUUGCUCAGGGAUUUUUCCAUCUAAACUAAAGUGUGCUAAGAUUAUCCCGAUAUUUAAGGACGAAGAUGACACGCUGCCCGAAAACUACCGACCUAUUUCUCUGCUCUCGAUUUAUAACAGGAUUUUUGAAAAACUUAUGUACUCCAGAGUUACCAAGUUUGUCAAAGAUUGCAACAUUCUCUAUGAUCAGCAAUACGGUUUUCGCAGUAAGCACAGUACUCAGCAUGCUGUACUUGAUAUUGUUAACACAAUUCUCCAAAACAUGGACAACGGUAAAUUUUCGUGCGGUGUUUUCAUCGAUCUCAAAAAGGCUUUUGAUACUGUUAACCAUGAAAUUUUGUUAGCUAAACUUGAAAAUUAUGGUAUUAGAGGUGUAAUCAACUCCUGGUUCAGAUCAUACCUGACUGAUCGGAAGCAAACUACGGAAGUUAAUAAUGUUGUGUCUGAGGCUGAAACGACCUUGUGCGGCGUGCCACAAGGCUCAGUCCUCGGACCACUCUUAUUCCUACUGUACAUCAAUGAUAUUUACAAGUCCUCUUCGUUAUUUGCCUUUUAUCUAUUUGCUGACGAUACUAGUAUAAUACUUGCAAAUAACAACCUAAAGGAACUCGAAACACUUGUUAAUCGCGAGCUUGGCAACGUCAACGAAUGGCUAAAGGCCAACAAACUGUCCUUGAACAUAAAAAAAUCAAAUUUUGUAAUCUUUCGUCCCCGGCAAAAGAAUAUGCCCUUCAUACCUAGGAUUAGAAUUUUUGACUCCGUGACUAACACCUACGCAAACCUUGAAAUGAAAGAUUAUGUAAAAUAUCUUGGCUUAAUGAUUGAUUCAAAUCUUUCAUGGAAAUACCACAUCGAAUCUAUCUGUCACAAAAUCAGCAAGUCGAUAGGAAUUAUAGCUAAAAUUCGACAUUAUGUCCCGCGUCGUGUUUUACUUUCAGUUUACAACUCAUUAAUUGUCCCUUACUUGACUUAUGGUAUUUGUGGUUGGGGAAAUUGUGCCUUGACAUUUCAAAGAAAGAUCGUAACUCUACAAAAACGGGCCUUACGUCUCAUUUACUUCAGUAAGUCUAAGGAACACGCCGUACCCUUCUUUCUCAAAUCAAAUUGCCUUCCCCUGUCUAGCAUAUUUUUCAGAGAUUGUAGCUAUUUAUUGUAUGAUAUCAACAGACAGAUAGCACCAGUUAGUAUUCUCAAUCAGUUCGUUAAAACAAGUCAGAUUCAUAACUACAGAACAAGAUCUGUCUCUAGCGACUCGUUUUAUGUUAAGUUCUCUAGAACCGAUAAAAUGUAUGCCUUUUUCACGAGAAUCGGUGCCCAAAUUUGGAACUCUAUUCCGUAUUCGAUUAAAAUACUUAAACGUUCGUCCUUUCGUAAAAAAAUAAAGGAAUUAUUACUAAAUUUUUUGCGGUCAGAAGAUGAUUAUGUCGAAGUCUCCCGUCUUAUUAAGUUAUUUAAUACUUUAGGUUAGCCUCUCUUCGUAAUCGUUAUGUACAUGCCUUGUUUUAUGUUAGUUUAAAUUCUAUUUACUGUAUUGUAGUGUCUUCACUGUUAUUUAGUCCAUCUAUAUAUAAAUCUUGUUUUGUAAAUUGUGUUCAGCUCCCCCCGCCUCGAUUAGUUCAUAAGCUAUUUGCGGGUGGGAAAGUAAUGUAAUUAGUUAUUUUCCGAUUUUCAAUAAAAUUUGUUGUUGUUGUUGUUGUUAUAUUAGUUACUGUAAUUUACCAUUACGUACUAUUAUGUAUUGCAUGUAUGGCGCUAAAGUUUAUAUGGUCCAGCACACCAAAGCCCUUUUAUGAGUUACUGUAUUGGUUUCCUUUUUCGUAUUCUCUUUAUUAUAUAAGAACAUUUUUUUAAAUAUCAGGCUGAAUUGGUUCUUGUAUAUAUGUUGCUUUAUUGGCCAACUUUCAGCCUCAUGUUCUUUAUCCACUUGUUCUUAUAAGCGGGUGAUAACUGUAUCCUUUUAAUGCGAACUGAUUAUUCAACUUAACUCUCGUGCUAUGAGACCGAUUGUGAUUUCCGUUGACCAUUUUAAUUCUUGUCUUAGUUUUCACACAUUCGCCUCGGGAUGGUUCACCAGUUCACAUAGUCAGUCCAGAGCAGUUUGCUGCUGCUGAACACAAACAUGAACAGGAGCGAAAUAUCGCCAAGCAAGAGAAAGAGAAGGCUCCACCAAAGGAUACCGAAGCGCUUCGAGUUUCAAUGGAUCAACUCCGAGAGGUAUUGUCUUUGCUGGUAUACUUUUCAUUUCCUUGAGAAAGAUAACUCACAGAUUGCUGUUAACCUUAUAUUUUCUUACACAUACCAUUUCUUCUGUCGCUUUUAAUGUACGAGACGUGUACCUCGUAAAUCUCAAACCAGCAACUACUAGCAACUCGCAACUCGCAACUCGUGGCUCGCAAACUUAGAACGUGCAGCCUAGUCUAUCUCUCUAGUGGUGUACAACUUGAUCAAUGAAGCCUUCAAGGCAGCUCUCCAUUUUGAGUGGCGAGGGAAGCGAGCUGCGAGAGAACCCACCAGUGAACGGUAAAGGCGCGAGGGGCUGUGAUCGCUUGGGUGACUCCUUUCGCGUGCAGGACGCAUGUCUUCUUUCAUAUUACCCAAUUGGCGAGCUCGCUCGCAUACUAGAUCAAUUUUACCAUAUUUACGUUGGAAAAACAAAACUUUCAGUCCGAAAAAAUGGUUCUAAGGUUGUUAUAUACAAUUGCAUGGUUCGCCUCCUGACCAUUGGUGACAAAUCUUUUUUUUAAAUUUGAAAUUAAUUUUUUUUCUUAGUAGUGUUUUUUCGUCAGUCCUUGACUAGAUUCUUACUGAGUAUAACUAGGUAAUCAUUCCCACUUAAAUACUCAUUUCUGUAUUGUCCUGUUUCCUUAUUGUGUUUGCAGAAUCUUGAAAGCGGCGAUCUGCUGGUGUACUUUCAGGUAAUUUUGAUUGUCAUGGCUGUGAGAAGACUAACUGAAACAAAACUUUGCCAUUGGACUUAACCUUGUAUAACUGACCGCCUUGUCUUUUUACAGGAGUUGUACAGAAAAAAGCCUGGUAUGUCUAUGGAAGAAGCCAGAAAACCAGAAAACCUCCCGAAAAACAGAUAUAGAGACAUUCUACCGUGUAAGUGACAUGCAUAUUUUUGAAGUUUAUGAGACACUUUCAAAUCUGGUUAUUUUAAUUGUUUUUUAUUGGGUUAUUGGUGUCGAGUGUGAACAGCUUACACCCCGUCGAAUUUUUUACCCGCGCUACCCGUUUACAAGGAACCGUGCAAUUUCUGUUACAGAUUGCAGCACUUAUCAACGGCGCGUAACUAGGCUCCAUGCACUUAAAUUAUCGCGCAAACUGUGCCAAAACGGUAAAAAAUUUUGACCAUCUUCUGAUCAGGUGAAAAACUUGUACACUUCGCUGUUCAAAAAGUUGCGCGCUUCCGCCAAGCGAAAAUACCUUCAUGACCAUGGGCCCAAAUCACAUUAUGUCUCCCUUAUUUACUGCUCUUAGCGUGAAAGAGUCAAAAUGGACGGAUUUAGGCUGAACACUCAGAGAGUAACUCCUUUUUUGUAAAUACAUUGUUUGUUUCUGCAGAUGACGACACAAGGGUUACGUUGUACAAAGGAAAAAAUGAUUAUGUCAACGCCAAUUAUGUCUCUGUAAGUUAACAUACCACUUCAUUAAUGGAAUAACCAUAAAUACGUCUGCGUGUUGUAGGCCUUCAGAGAAUAGAGAUACACGCAAUAGACCUCUUUAGCCUGUAUGUUUUGUUUUCCCAAUACAGGUCAUGUGAUAAUACUCUAGAGAACUGUUUCUUUCAAAUUUCGUCUUCUUCACUUGCAUAUGUACGCAUAAUUUAUGAAAAGCGAAAGGGUCAAGUUCCCCUGGGACCUCUAUUGGGAAAACAAAACAUACAUGCUAAAGAGGUCUAUUCGUCACAUUUUGAAACGAUUCAAGACUCAAGAGAGGUCAAACAUAGCGUGGAAAAUGGGCCUAAACUGAGGGAAUCCCUUUCCUGAAGCUUUCUCACCCAUCUCCGACGAUAUUCCUUUGCUCUUCAUCAGUCAGUGCCAUUCCUAUAUUUGUAUGCUGCCUUGAUUGCGAAGCAACAUCCCAGUUAGGGGGUGAGAAGGGAAGUGAAUUCGUUUUGAAUAGAAAAGUAGAUGCAAAGUAAGACGCUGGAAGUUGACAUGAGCUCAUGUCCUUAGUUUUUACCAACUAGUAAUAACCAAGGUUACGGAGUGCGGGCGACAACGACCGAAGGUUAAAACGCUUUUACUACGACGCUGUGCUUUGCGCAAGUUUCACGUGACAAAAGGUCGAAACGCGCGUCAUCAGAUUGCAAGUGAUAGAAGGUCCAAACGCGUGUGAUCAAAUUCCGUUCAUUCUUAAUGGCAGUUCCCACGAAUGCAGGCUACAUACAUGCGACGCGUGCGUAAUAACAACCUGAGGAUUAGGAUUGCGGGCUCCUCUUGUCGCCUGCAAUAAUAGUUUGCUAACUUUUUCACAGAUGAAGGUCCCCUCUAGAGGAGUGGUCAACAGAUACAUAGCUGCCCAAGGACCAUUAGAAAAGACGUGUGGAGACUUCUGGCAGGUAGAAUAUGCUCUGUUGUACGGUCAUGAAUAAUUAGGGCUCCCAGACAAAGCAAAGUUAGAAUCAAAGUAGAUUAAAUUUAUUUAAACCUGAAUUUCAUUCGCACCUACAACAUAAGCAAAACCAGGGGUCGUCGGCGCGUUUUAAGUCAGUUGAGUGCCACAGAGUGGCUGUUCUUUGGGCCCUUUAGUCUCCCAGUCAUGUGACGCACGUAAUGUAAAUCAUCAUGGGAAGCAACCUCAACAAUACCAGAGAUAUGGAAAGAGUAAGAAAAAUAAGCUAACAAGCCAGUUUUGGGGUGUUUGAAAUGAACCCGAAAACUGGCAGACACUGUAUUUGUUUUAUGGUAUCUCCUCCUCUGGUAUGGGUAGGUCCCAUAAUUUUAGCAUGAGAUAGGUUACGUGGCUGCGACUUGCAAAGCCGCUGUUAAAGACAAUCAUAACAUUGUGAUGACUUGUGUUUUGUUCCGUUCCAGAUGGUUUGGGAACAAGAGGCUUCUCUUAUUAUCAUGCUAACAACAACAGUAGAAAGAGGAAGGGUAAAUAUGUUAAUUGUCUAGUGUGUUUUGAACGGUCACACUUUAGGAUUUUCUUCGCGGACUAAGUUAAAUUAAAAACGAGCUAAUACAGUAUAAUAAACAGUACCACAGGAAAGUACUGCUCGGGAGCAUUCAUUUGAAUGGUCACACUUUAUACGUUCAUCCAGAGACUAAAAGUUAGGAUCACCUUGUACGGCAUAAUUAACAGUACCAAAGGAAAGUACUGCUCAGUAGCUUUCAUGUGAAGACUGGUCCUUUACCUAGUCCCUAGGCCUCAUUGCUCCGCGCGGCCAAUGCGUUACGGGUCACGUGGUGCGAGCGAGUUUCUCCUUGCUGCUCCUUGCCGUUCGUCUUGGAUACGUCACCGAAAUGUAUGGACGGAGAAGGCCUGGAAAGACGCCUUACAGGGACUAGGCGGGUCAGACCUUAGGAUGUUAUCCAGUCACAACGAGCGUGUAUGGAGAGAACGCUUGACGAAGCCCAGAGAAGCUAGGGUUAAAUUUGAUGAGUGCCUCUUUUUCUGUCUUUAGGUAAAAUGCCACCAGUACUGGCCAGAAGGAGAAGAAACACUUAAGUUUAAAAACCUGGAAGUCAUCUGCACGAAAAUCCGUGACUUCUCACCAUCGUACAUUUACCGCGAAAUGUACGUCACUGACUCAAAGGUACUGCAAUUAUUGUUUCCGUUUUCUUGCCUUUCUCACUCGUGAAGUGGGAACAAAGAUGACACUAUCUGAGUCGCUUUUAAUUGAUGUUUACAACAACUCAUUUGCACCUUCCCGUGUUUCGUCUUUCUGUUCCAGAGCUUGCGAAGCAGAGUUGUUGUUCAGUUGCAGUAUAUUGCGUGGCCGGAUCACGGUAAGUUUAUGGUCCAAUUCCUCCUCCGUAUCUCCCCUCCCAACCCUUCUCCUUCAUAUAAACAAAAAUUGUAGUGGGACAGUUUGUGCCAUUUUACACGAGGUAACGCAUGCUCGAAGCCGCGGGAGAAGCUGUGGCUUGAAUUAAACCCCAGGUAGGUGAGGUAACCCGCGGCCAGUCACCCCAUGUAAACGUGAUCGAAUGAAAAUGAGAGAUUAUAUGGACAGGCGGGAUAUCCCAGCUAAGCGGGUAACCUCACCCAUCUAGGGUCCCCAAACAGGCCCUAAGAUAAAACUUGGCACGAAAAACAAAAAGACUUUGUGUUCAUUCAGCAAUGACUUAGCCCAACUACAGAAUGAAGUUCUUUGUGAACACAGAAAAAACUCACUUGAUUUACGGAAUUCAGGAAAUUAUCUUUGCAGAGCAAUUUUUCAUUAGUAACCUAACCAACUAAGCUCUGAAAAUCGAACUGAAUUUCUAUAGGUGUUUGUCGGAAUCGUCACACCAAAAUUUACGCUUUAUUUUGUGGGUUUGUGCUCCUUUCAGAACAGUCCAGCGACCUCAUUCUUUUUCUAAGUUUUUUGUUUACAUUCUAUCAAUACCCGCUUUACGACUGGAAAGAGCCUCAUAGAAAUCGAAAGGUCUGUAAACAUGAGCAGUAUGUCUUCUUUUGUUGUAGAAUUCAGUUACAGACCUUUGUUUUGGUUGAAAGAUCAUGCAGGAUACAAUAACACAGACUUUUCCAGUAAAGUAAGCUAUUUUUAACAUGGAAAAAUGAAUGGAAAAAAUACUAGUAUAAUAAGGCAGAAAAAAUCGAUUUUAGUAUUUUUAAAACCCACUUCCCAGUGGCACAAAGUUUAAAUAACGUUUUAGGUUUUUAUACAAGCAUUCACUUAGUCAAAUUAUGAAAAUGCCUACAAAUAUAUGGUAUCACCGUGUUAGUAUUUAUAAGCUUUAUGUUCAAAUUAGGGACUUGUCAGAAAUUAGAAGGGGGGGGAAGGGGGGUGGAAACAGAGGGAGGGUCACAACAUUUUGAGACUGCAGAAAAGGGAGGGGUCAUGAAAAAUGGGCCGUUAAAAGGGGGAGGGUCAUGCAAAUAUGUGUCCGUGAUCAUGUAGAGGUUCACCCACAGAAGAAAAAAGAAGUUCUUUAUUUAAAAAAAAAAACUGGGAAAAAUAGGAGAGUCGAGUGAUUAGCUGUCAGAAUCAGAGUCGGACUCUUAAUGCUGUCAUCUAUAAUGUAUGUAUAUGGCAUUACAAAGAACAGAUUAGAAAUAUAUUUUGAGCUUUCAUAAUACUGACUCACCCUAGUGUAUUGCAAGAACUAGAUUUUAUCAUUUAUACAAGAGGGGGAGGGUCAUGAUAUUUUAGGCCAAGGUCAUGGGGAGGGUUAGCAAAUUUCACUCCCAUUGCAGGGAUGGGUCACCUCAUUUCCGAACCCAAAUUUAAAAUUCCCACCCCCCCUCCCCCCCUGCUAAUUUCUGACAAGUCCCUUAGUUAGAUAAAGCUUAAAAUACACAUUUUUUUGAAAUUUUAUUUUUCUGAUGAUUUAAAAUAACAGAUGCACCACAAGGUAUUUUGUGUAUUUUUAUUUCAACGCUUAUCAAAAUACCAUCUUUUUCCAAACCGUCGAGAAAAUGUUCCAAACAGAUUCAGGUCCGCCAAAUCUUUGCAAAGCUAUAGUGACUGAAAACGUCUUAAUUUUGCAAAAAUAUUGAUAGUAUGUAUAAAGGCAUGAUCUUUUUACAGGAGUUCUUGUGAGUAAUUAUCAGAAUAAAUGUCAUUCGAGAGCACAUUAGCUUAUUAUCAAUCAGAGGAUUUGCUUUUAAAGACUUCGCAGUGAGUUCAAGAUUCUUUGCAAAAUUAAGCUUAUAUCCUAAACUUACGCCAGAUUUUGCUAAUCUCAUAUCAGAAAAACAUAUUUGUCUUACCGACAACAACAUCAAUUACUUGUGUUUUAACUUGAAAGCUUUCUUUCUUUUCAUUUCUUUUUUAAUCGCCGCAAUUUCACGCGUUGUUCCAGUUUAUUCGCAAAGAAAACUUUUCUCCAACCAAUUUCCUUGGCCAGGAUCUUCAUUUCGUCAGUAACCUCGUCGCAAUAAGUCAUAAAUAUCUUUUCCCACAGCAAAUCAUUCGCACAAAUUUUCUUCGUAAACUUGCAAACAGCUCCCAAAUGAACAACAUCGAUCAGAUCAAGAAACGAGGCAAUAUGAACGAGAACUCGAGGUGGAAGUCGAAUAAGCCAGUCACCACAAACAAUAGCGUGAACGUGUUUAAGCGUUUCUUCGCCAAAUACACGGCUGAUGUCGCUUUGAAGAAGAGCAUCAUCGUCAAACUCAUCCCAUGAGACUUUCUUUUGACUUGGAGGUAAUCCUCGCUGGUCUCUUCGGAUUGCAAUCCGCCAUGUUCGCCAAAUCACUUCUCUUUCAUUCACAACAAAUUGGUGAAAAUCUUUGCUUGGUGCAGGUGCUUGGCCGACUUUUUCGAUGAAGACUUUUAAGGUACUCAUUGUUUAUAACUCCUGGCAACAAAUGUGUUAAACCAAAUUCGUUCCUCGCUUCAAACCGUGAAAAAUAUGGAACGAAACUGGAAUGACGUGCAAAAAGUUGGUCGCUUCUUUGUUGCAGUUACUUGUUUUGGCGGGAAAUUUUAACCAACAAGAAGCCGUCUUUCGCCUUGCGUGUCAAAUCGCCCUUGAAAUGUUUGAAGAGAAAAUUGGAUUCAACGUAUGAACUGAAUUUUUAAAAAUAAAAUAACUUUGUUGUUUUCGUGUAUGCUCUUUCCUCUUCUUAACUGUUAGUGUAUUUAUCAAGAUCUGGCUUAAUGUCGUUUUAUUUUAAAAGGAUAUUUAGCUGUUGGCCACCUGAACAAAUAUUUCGCGGAAGUUUUAUCUCAGUUUGAGCGAUGGUUAUCAUAAACUUGUCUUCGCUGGCUCGACCGGCAAUUGUUGUGGACAGAGCUGCUCGCUUUUUUUUUACAACUGAACCGUUUGGCGAUUGAGCUGGUGAUACAUGUUAUGACAAAUUUAACUGAUUAAUUUUGAAGCGUUAAAGGCGUUACUCUAAAAGAAAUUGAUAUGCUCAUUUAUUCUCAGAAAGAUUUCUGACAUGUAUUUACCGGUCAUUAGUUUUGUCUUGUUUUUGAGCCGUUUCACAAAGUUUUGACGUUUAUAGUCCCGGAGAGAUAAAUUAUUCUGAGUUUUAUGAUUAAAAGAAAAAAAAUCCGAUCAUUGAAAGUUAGAGGAAUGUAAAAUACUAUCACUUUUUGCUCGUUGUAGUAAGUUAAGCACCUCCAACAAUUACCGUGAUCAAGAGCCAUGUGGCUCUUGCCGUGAUGAAUAGUAGUUGAUACUAGGCAAUUUAUAUUACAUUUCGUUGGUCUUAAAAGGUGUUGACACGUAAAUGUGAAAACUUCCGUUGCUUAAUUUCGGAUUUUAGCUUUUUCUGAAAAGUAAAGCGUUUUAGAAGUAGAGCGGGACGCUCCUUUUUUUCUGAACUUGUUAACUCGGUGCUAAUGAAAUCUGGAAAUAAUGUAACUUUACAGUGAUUUUCUUGUUAGAUUUUCCUGUGGCUACAACGUUAUUAAACGUCGUCCGAAAGUCGAGCUUUUGCUGUUUUUUACGCCCUGUUUUUUACUCUUACCUCGUAUUUUUUAAAGUAGAAAUUUAAACCUGAUUAAACUGAAAAGUGAUUUCUGUUAAACAUAAUAAUAAUAAUAAUAAUGAUAAUAAUGUUUAUUUCUUACAUUGCGCAGUCUAGCAUGCGAUAAAGAUAUGAUCGAGUGCGCAUAAACAUUCACUCUCCGGAUCGUAACACCUCUUGGAAACCGUUGUUCGGUGUUUUUUGUAUAUUGAACGGGAUAUUUUCCACUUUAUAAGACAGUUUGUAGGUGAAGGGAGGUGGGUGGGAAUGGGGGGUAGGGAUAGGUCAUUGGAAGUAAAUUUACGAGUUUCUCGAAUAUUUUAUCUUGUUUUCUUGGAUUUGUAUCACGCUGACGGGAGGGUACUCUGCUAAAACUUCACACUAGUGUAAAAAUAUGUUUUCUGUUUUAAUUAUCCAUAGAUGUCCCUGACGAUUCGACGGACUUCUUAGAAUUUAUUCAUAUCGUUCGCCAUUACCGCGAAGGAACAAACACUCCAACUGUAUUGCACUGCAGGUAUGUACCGAAUUGUUAGUAAUUGGUAGUAGUUCAGGUGAAGUCAAGCUAGUCGUUGCGGUCUCUAGGAAGCUUAAACAUUUAAAGCCUAAGUUGUUUACCAUUUAAUUUACAUGGGCAAACCAGUUAGUUUACGGUGUGGGUAGUUGGUCAAUAAACUGAGGACUGGUAAAACCACUUGCAAAAAUCAGUCGGCCGCAAAAGCGUGAAACUGGUAUCAAAGAGGUUUUGUCAUAUAUGAGUCUUCAUAGCUUAGUUGGUAGAGCACUGCAGCGCUUACGCAGAGGCCAUUGGCUCGAACCCCGUUGAAGUCCCGCAAUUUUUUUGGCUUAAUUUGCAAAUGCUUCAAUUGCAAUUGCCACUGCGACGAUCAUAUCUUCAUUUAAAAUUUGUAUUUCUGCGGUUCACAUCAUCUUCAUUCCACAAUUACUAAUUAUUGUGCCUCUACCGUAUGUAUGUAUACUUCUGUUCGUUACUGAAUUUCCGUUUCCCGUCUUUCCAAUAUUUCAUCUAUUGAAAGAUUAAUAUAUUAUUUAGCAUUACGUUUUCAUUUAAAAGCUAUUUUAAGAAAAAAGCAUUGACUGAGUGCGUAACACCCCUGCCUCAUUGCGCUUCAUUUAAAGUCUGAGGACAUUUCGGGGACUAAAUUCAGCUUUAAUCGAGUGGCCACUAAGCUUUUAGUCCGUAAAUUGUCCAGUUUUUUUCGUUAUCUGCACUUAGUUUAGCCUUUCAGAAUCGACGGCAUCUCAAUUAUGCACUUUAAACUAUACAAAUCUUACAAAUGGACCUACUCGAUAUUCAUGUUGUUUGACAAGAAUUUAGUUUUUUAGGUAGUUAAAGUGAACUGGACAAUCUUGAUCUUCGGCCGUUAUCUGUAGAAAACGAAGCGCUCUCGAAAUGCAAUUUCAACCCAUAGUAGUUUCAAUCGUUUUAAAAUAUGUGAAAGAUCAUGGUGACAGUAGCUUUAACCGAUGGCUAGAAAGAAGAAUUUGAUAAGUAUGUAUCUAGACGCUCUUGUUAGCGGUUUGUAAACGUUUUGGUCCACUUGAUGCUAGUUUUUCCAAAUCUUUGUGAAUGGCGACGUAGUUUAUGCUCAAACUGGGAGGUAUUAACCCUGAAAAAUCUCAUCGAGCCACCUUACCCCUUUCACUGCCAGAGUGUUUGAUGGAGUUUUGUAAGGUGACUCUAACUUUUGAGUCUAUGGACGAAAUCCUAUGAUGUGACCAUUCAAAUGAAAGCUCUCUACCUGUACUUUCACAUGAUGCUCUUUGUUUGUCAAAAUUUUAGAAAAUGAAAUUUGCAAAUUUGGUCGAAAUUUGCCUUUGGCCACAUUUGGCAGUGAAAGGGUUAAUACGGGCGCUUUCUGUGGCCCCUUCAGUAUCCUUAUUAACGGGGUUUGACCGUAGAUCAAACUCGUUGUCAUAUCUAAAAGAACACUGGUAGGUAACUUUUCAUCUGUUUUCAGCUAUGUGUGUUACUGCCUUUAUAUCAGUCAUUGGUUUGUUUAUUUAAGAGGCCUCUUCCAAUCUUUACCAUCGCUUUUCUAAGCUCUCGAAGUCGCCAGCAAUACAAAAUCGGGUUUAUCGAAGAAUUCAUAAAUACCACAGUCGUCGACAAAUCCCAUUCGGUUUUCCACUCUCUGUGUACUGUCCCGUACAAAGUCAUAAGAACAACGUUCGGAAAAUAACAUAUAACGAGACAGAUGUAAAACACGAACGUAUUAACAGCGCUUUUUAUCAAACGAAGCAUGUGCGUGUUAUUAGCACAACUUGAGAUUUCUACUGCUUGCUUCUGAACGCGAAUCUGCAUGUCGUGAUGUCGAACGAUUCCGUAAAUUUUUAUGUAAAGAUAUGUGCAGAUAAUGAGACAAAUAGCGGGGUAAAUUCCUGCCAGCAAAUGAUACAAAGGCUGAUUCCAAAAGUAAAGCCCCAGGCAUAAGAAAGUGAACAACCAAAUCAUUGUCACGGUGCACAGCACGCGAGAUUUGGUCACGAUUGUGGAAUAUCGCAUGUGGUAGUGAAAGGCCAUGAACCGGUCCACGCAGAUCACUGUAGUCGUACCAAGAGAGACUCCGCAGAGAAAGAACCCUGUCAUUACUGUUACAUGUUGCAAAAACAAGUCUUUUUCUGUUAAGCUUUUGAACUUGUUCGCAAUGAAAAGCGGUUGGGCCAUGACGCCAACCAGAAGAUCCGAAACAGCCAGACUGGAAAUCAUGAUCAGUGAAGGCGUUCGAAUGGAGGGAGUUUUCAAGAUGGCUGCUAACACCAGUGAGUUCCCAAUGAUUGAGAUGAGAAUCAGAGGGGUAUUGAUCACAGAGUUGAUGACGGCUAUGUUUUUUUGAGUAGCAGAUAUGUUUUUGUCUCCAUCGUUGUCGUCCAUCUUUUCACCCAGCUUCCGUUCCAGUCGAAAACUUAGAUCCCCACUUUAAUUUCCUCCGUACUGUAUCCUCUUGCUCGUCAACAGCGAAGGGCGGAAGUAAAUCUCAUCGGAGUUGAUAACACACGGUAAAUCAGGUUGAUUUUUCAAAGCAGCUGCUCCGACCUGCGCUUUCGUUUUCUCCGAGAAAGGGAUCAGUCGAAGCGACGUUCUAGUUCUCACGUCUUGUUAUUCAACGCAGUGUUUUGUCAGCAAUAUCUUCACUGCUCCACGCAAAUACCAAUUUAAAAUUUUCGAUUUCAACUUGUAUGCCCCUUUGUUCUUUAACCUGGGGGUCACUAUAGAGAUAAAUUGCACAAAAAAAAGAAUCCGAAUUUUAAUACACCGAUCGAUGACUAAUGUCUAGACUUUGAUCAGGACUUGCAUUAUGAUGUUUUGAUUAUGCGAGAUAGGUAAAACAAGCUCUUUUGUGAUGUGAAUGUUGCUAGUAAGUGUUUUUUUUCUCAGAUCAUUGCUUGAGGCUUGUCUAAACCUGAAAAUUAUUUGACGAAAACAAGUAGGCGGAGGUGAUUUUAAUACUACAGGUUAACUGAUUUAAAUUGUUAUUCAGAUCAAAAUGGAAUAUCAAUGUACCGUUGAUUUGCAAAUGAAUGCAAGAGAUUGCUAGCGUUAAAGUGGCUGCUACUCAUCAAAUAUUUGACUUUGUAACAGAUGACGGGUAAGGAUUUUUCAGAUUUUUUACGCAAACAUCAAGGAAUACUUGAAAGUGGAGAAAUAAGUUAUGUCAAAACUAAUGGCGCUCAGCGCGCUUAAGGUGGCUGAACACAGUUUUGCGGGAGGUCAGCGGUAGCAUGUGUUUUAGAUUAGACAAACAAACAUGGUGACGAAAAAAGCAAUGGUACACAGAAGACGAUUUCUCAAAAUCUACUCAUUAAUAUUUUGUGAUAUUUGGCAGAAUUUUUUCUUUUAUCAUAUUUGAACUAAUGAGAACUUUAAAAUGGAAGUUGAAAGGACGAAUUUGUGACACAUUAAAUAAAUACAGAACAAUUAUAUUAUUGAUUAUCUAAAAACCCGUCUGUUAAUAUUUGGUCAAAUAAGUUUCAAAUGGUAAUGAUUAAUUAUAGUAAGCUGUAUGCAAGUUUAUAGGAAAAUCUAAUGAGCGAAUUUUAUGUAAACUGAGCGAAAGUGAAAUUUUGAUGUUGUAUUCAGUCGUUCAUGUUGUCAUGGAAACUACGAAAACGUCAAAUUUUACCUCUCAAUCAAAAUAUUUCAUCAGUAUAUUUUUCAAGUUUCAGUUGGUGAGCUGCAACCUUUCUGUUGCCAUGAUUUGGCAAAUGCCAUAUACUCACAAACUGCCAAAACAGUGUUCAGCCACCUUUACGGACGUGGCAUUAGUCUUAAUUUGACUGAUAAUUUUCAAUACACAGACUCUCCAAUCAGAAUUUGAUACAGAUUUUUCGAUGAGAUAAAACUCAUUUUCACAAGAACGUUUUUGCACUUAGCCUCGUUGUGAAUGUAAGAGUUUUUGGAACUCGGAAGUGGCCUAUUACUUUUGUUUUUUCCAGUAGUUUUACUAUCUGCUCAUGCGCAGAGCGCUAAAUUUGCAGAUCCAAAAUGGCGUUUUGCAGCUGAGUUACCACACGUCCAUGCAACCACGACUUUGCCGAACCAAAAUUAAGACAGUUUUCCUGUUCACACCAAAGUACAGACAUGUCCACUUAGCUGUGCAGACGCGUUUUGUGUGCUCCGAUCCUAAUUCACGAAUUUUUCUCUUAUCCUGAACCUACAUAUUCUGAAAACCAUUGACUGUACCGGCUAAAACUUUGAGAUGUUGGCGUUCAAAUUCUUGAGGGCUCGGUGUCUAGAUUUUUGUAAGGUUAAGGUGGUUUAUUGUGAACGUUCAUAACACCUUAACACACGAGUUUUCAACCGGUCGAAAAUUCGUCCGGUAGCGUGCGAACCUUAGCUAGGCAAACGAAAUGGACAAGCAAGGACUCGAGGAAAAUACACGCAACCAGCGUAGAGGGCUGGACCGGGUUGUUCAAACUGGGGUUAGUGUGAAAUUUGAAUUCUGAUAUGAAAGCUUAAAAAGUAAAUUCAGUUUCAUUCUUUUUGUCGACAAAUUGAUGAUUGGAUGCUCUUAAAAAUAACAGAGAAAACUAUCCGAGAAAAUACUUUUGAACGAAAAAGAGAAACCUGGGUUAAGCGCUAAUGUGGGCCCUGGAAAAUACUUAUUCCACAAAGUCAAGACUAGUUUUGUUUUAGCGUUGACGUGUUGAGAAUACGGCGAGAUAUUUUUCAGCCAUUUACAAAGAGAGCAUUGCAAAGUCAAAGCAAUCAGUAAAUUAUAUCCUCGCUCUAUUACAAACGCUUCAGCGUGAACGCAAAUAGAUAAAACCUUCUUAGAUAGACGUACCUGAAAAACGAAGAAUGUUAAAUAUUAAAUUAAAUCACAUCCAAGUUUGGGGGCUGAAGUAUAAGUAAGAAAAUACGGUGCUUUAUGUUGACAAAGAAAACAAUAUUAUCCAAAACGUAAACAAAAUCUUGGUGUCCAUAUGCAUUUUAAAUCAUAGUCUUUUGAUUACUCGGUUAGCUAAUAAAAGUUUAAAAGACGAAAGUGCGGGAUGCUUUUGAAUUGUAUUUAUUGAAUAAGUGUUGUGGUUCAAGACCAUCCUUGGCUUAAAUUUUAUUUGAAGAUUUUUUUUAAUUUGAUUUUAUUUUGUCUUAAGCUCAUUAUCAUACAUUACCAUAGCCAGAUCAAGGCCAAAAAAUUGAAACGCAAUAUAGUAUUUCCUGUUUUUUCCUCCAUUGCGCAGUUUGCAGUGCGUUGUGGUAGACAAAAAUAACGGCGAGAAGGGUCCCGAAUUAGGGAGUCUUAGCAACGACGACGGCGACGGCAAAGAGGACGUCAAAAAAGCAACAGGUUUAUUAAACGAAACAUCAAGUUUGCACGUGCAUCACGCUUUUUUGUACAUUUCUUUGCCGUUACUCCACGAUUACGACGUGAAAAUGCCUAAUUUCACGUUUUAUGGAGGACGUAAACAAGCGACAGGGAAAUUUUCUUUCUCUUUCUAAACUUGAGUCGGUCCCCAAGAAAUCAACGCCAGCGAAAUUUACCUACAUUAGACAUUUUCAAUGAAUUGGAAUUAACGCGAUAAAGUUUGAAAAACGCUAAGUCAUUUUAAAAGUGACGAUCUCGCUGUCGUAGCAGUUGUCGAUGCUAAAACUCUCUAUUGCCUCCUUGCAAUACGGUAAAACAGGUUUACGAACUUGAUACUAAAUAUCAGUUGUUCUAGGUUCAAUGAUAUACAUCUAUAAUCUCUUUGAACCUUUCCUAUGUCUGCCUUCAGCCCGCGUAUGUGGUUGUCACGAUUUCCUCAUCUGUUUGUUUAUGUAACAUCUUGUUUCCAAUCUUCCUCACCGCUGCUCUGAGCUCACGCAGUCUCCAACAGUACAAAAUUGGAUUGAUCGACGAAUUCAUGAAUACCACAGUCGUGGCUAAGUCCCAUUCAGGUCGCCAUUUUGCAUAUACCGUACCAAACAAGGCCAUUAAAAUAACAUUUGGAAAAAAACAAAUGACCAUGCAAACGUAAAACAAGAAAGUGCUGAAGGCGCUUUUUUUCAGACGCAACAUAAGGUGCUGGCUUCCAACGUUUGAGCUGUGUACGGCUUGUUCCUGGACGCGAAUCUGCAGUUGAUGGUGGCGAACAAUUCCGUAUAUUUUGAUGUAAAGAUAUGUGCAAAUAAUUAGACACAUAGCGGUGUAAAUUCCUGCCAGCAAGUGAUACCUAGGCUUGUUCCAAAAGUAAAGUCCCAGACAUAAGAAAGUGAACAACCAAGUUGCAACCACCGUGUACAGUACGCGAAGUUUAGUCACGAUUGAGGAAUAUCGCAUGUGAUAUUGCACGGCCAUGAACCUAUCAACGCAAAUCAAUGUGGUUGUGCCCAGAGAGACUCCGCAGACAAAAAAACCUACUAAAGAAGUCAGCGAGUGUAAUAACAGGUUUCUUUCUGUUAAGUUCUUGAACUCGUUAACAAGAAACAAUGGUUGAGCCAUGAUUCCCACCAGCAAAUCGGAAACAGCGAGACUUGAAAUCAUUAUCAUAGAAGGUGUUCGAAUGGAAGGAGUUUUCAAGAUGGCUGCUAGAACCAAAGAGUUCCCGGUGAUUGAUAUGAGAAUUAGCGGAAUGUUGAGUACGAAGUUCACAAUGACGAUUAUUUCGUGGUUAUUGACUGCCUUCUUGCCUUGGUCGGUGUAGUUUGUCAUAUUAUCCAGCCUUCGCUAAGUAGAAUACUUAAAACUUGCUGGUCCUUGACAGUGUUGUCCUGAAACAAAGCGUAAAGUCAGUGCUAAACAGUAACGAAAGAGUGACCAGUUUUCUAACCAAAAAAUUAAAUACAGCCUAAUCUGUUUUCUUUCGCAAAAUUGGUUUUCAAUUUGCAUCGACAAACUGCCACUACCCUGGAUUGUUUGCACCGUCCUGAAUUUUUGAUGCCAAUCUUGCUUUGAUAUAUGUUACCUUUGCACACAACUUUUUUUUCGUCUUUUCUACUGUUGAACAAACUUCCUUUUUCCGAGCACGCAACUGGUCUAUUUAAUCUUUCUAAACGAGCCUUGAAGGCUUUUGAAAUGUUGUUUUAAAUGUUCAGUCUGAAAUAAAGUAGGGGAACCGAGUUGUAUAUCAGUUAAAAGACUGAAUUACCAAUAUCAUGAUAUUGUCGUUCAAAUCACAACAUAAAAAGUUAAUCUCAUUUCCUUUACACCUUGUCUAUAACUUUGACGAACCAUUUGUCAAACUAAGUCUGAAUUAUUUAUUAUUUUAGUCUAAGUAGAAGGUUAUUUUGCGCAUCCUGAAAACUUUAUUGAAAACUUGUGUGAACAGCUGGAAAAUACAAAAACCUGAUUUUUGUAGAAUUGGAAAAAGCAACUGGGCCUUCAUUUUUGUUGCUAACGAUUCAUUUUUUUUACUAAUGAUAUUAACGAAAAAUUUACUACAGUUAAUCAGUUUGAUAGCAGUAACAAAGCGUCAAAGAUAUAAUUGCUUAAAAGCAGCAUUAAAUUGAGCAUAAAAUCAGUGCUCUGCUUAAUGGCUUGUCGUAGACGGACAAAUUAAUUUGUUCAUGUUUUGUUUAUCAUCUCAAGGCAACGAUAACAGGUGCAUCAGUGAACUUACAGGCUUGUUUUCUUCAACUUUCCAUCACGACGAAAUUUUCUUUCUCUUUCUGAACUUGAAUGUGGUUCUUAGGAAUUCAGUCAACUCCAGGCGUGUUCGUCUACAUUUCAGAGUAAGUGAAUUGGAAUAAUAGUGAUGAAGAUUAAAAGAAUGCGAAUGUAGUUUUUAAGCGACGUUUUCGCCGCGGCAUUCGUCCCCGGAUUGUAAGUCCCUGAAACGUCCCUUAGAUCCGAGGACGUCGACAGCGGAGAAAACGUCGCUUAAGAAUUGAAUUCGCGUUCUUUCAAUCUUCAUCGCUAUUAUUUCAACCAAAAGAUCAUGAUAUUGUGAUCUCUUGUUUGAACUCACUUGCUUUGUCACAUGUAGGCGAACUCUCCUGGAGUUGAGUUCCUAAAGACACUAUUCAAAAUCAGAUUGAGAAAGAAAGUUUCGUGGACGCUAUUUUACGUCCUCCAUAAAACGUGAAAUUAAGUAAUUUCACGUCGACGUUGUGCAGUGACGGCAAAGGAAUGUACUAAAAAGUUCCUUGCACGUCCAGAGUUGUUGUUUUGCUAAUCAAACCUUUUGACGUUCUGGUUUUGCCGUGUAGCCGUCGGCGGAUGUUGAGGUCUCUAAUAACAGAAUGAUGUUAUGGGCCGAGUGUCUCGACAAAGCUCGACACGUUUUUCACCGCCCAUAACCGACAAACUUUGAACACGACAAACAAAAUUUAUCAAAUAAACCGGGAUAUCGAGUCAUAACGUAGCCAUACUCUGACUAUACUGACUGAAGUUACGAAAGUGCAUGUGACAUAUGUUUCUAGAUCAACGGUUCUUUCCAUUAAAAACCGACUUUAGAAAGCAAUAAUAACUUGUCCAGUCUUCAGAAAAUUUUUACCGUUAGGUCUUGGAUAAUCACAGUCUCGUCAAUUGAAAGUUUAAAGAGGAAAAUGAGUAUGUACAAGAAAAAAUGUUUCGAAACUUACCUGUAAUUCAGGUUACAGUUGCCCCAAAAUAAGACACUGAAAUAAGAUUCAAGUCUACAUGCUUAGUAAAUAGCAUAUAAGUAAGGUGUAAAAGCUCUCCAAGCUUGUCCUCUCGGGCCAAUAUAUGCUUUAAUGGCACCAAAUUUCCUCAAGGUAAUUAUGAGCCCAUCGAGUCAGGAUGUUAACACCCUGGUUAGAAAUAGCCGACGACCAAUCAAUUUUGGUCCAUAAUCGUAAUCGAAACAAAUGGUAACAAAACAAACUAUACAAACUACGAAAAACACUUACCUGUAGUAGUUAGGUAGCACCGUAAAAGCCCAACUUCCUAAGGUCAAGGAGAAAUACAGCUCCCAAUUCGAGUACUGCUAACAAUCCACCUUUCCACUGCAAAGAAGACCCUUAUGCUUGAUAAUAUAUUCACGAUCUUUGGGUUUGUUUUUACGGGAUUUCGGGCAGUGCGUCACUUGAGGAUGAUGAGUAUUACGAUCGACAUUUUUGUGACACCAUGAUUUUAAUAGGAAAGUAGAUUUCCAUCCCCAAAACUUCCCGUAAGAAUGUGAAAGCAAGCUAGUCCUCUUAAGUAUAUUAUUUAGCGGUGCGCAUACGGGCAGCGGCCGAAGUAUGUAUUGUCCUUGGCUAAUAUGAACGCGGAACAUUUUCUAUCUUGUUUUCAGUUUUGAAUGGGAGCUUUAGCAACGACGUUGGCGACGAAUUCACCUUUUUUUUUAAACAUUAUCGUGUUUAUUCCAGAGUGAGCUCGCAUAAAAUGCCGGUCAGAUGUAGAUGAAUUUCCCAGGCGUUAAAGUGCUGAGCAGCGCAUCAUAGUUUAGUGUCGCAUAGUGAAAUUUCACGUCGUGUUCGGGCGGGACAGCAAAGGCGUGCUGUACGUGUAAAAUCAGCAAGAAAACGGAAGUUUUUGAAAACUCAUUAGUGUAGACAAGGCCUAAAAACUUUUCGUUUAUAUAGUUCCUUCUCUUAAAGACAUACACCUAUUUAACAGUAAGUCCUUUUCGAUCGCGGAAAAAAAUAUUAAUAAUGUCGCCACCUUGUAAACUGUGCCAACAUAAGGUUUCUAAACGUUCUACUGCGCCUCUUGCAAAAAGCAAGAAAAGCUAAGAAUCAAUUAAGUGUACCUAAAAGCUAUAAAACGUACUUAUCUCUCUGACUUACAGUCACGUUUACGGUAAACCGCAAAGUCCGUUUCAAGUUGAGAAUUUCUCAAAAUAGAAAAUAACACAAUUCUUAUGGGUGACAAUGGCGUGAAAUUACUAAUUUUUUUGUAGACGUAAUGAACAGUAAUAGUCAAGCCAAGGGAAAACUUGGCCACGUGGUACAAAUUCACGUUGUUAGUUGCCGUUUGCCGUAAACAUUACUCUGAGUCUCUCUUAUGUCUACAAAAUUCCGUGCUGCAAUUUUUCAUGGAGUUAUAUUAGAGAAACGGGUAGAUCUUUCGCUACAAACGAGCAGUGUGAAAACAGCGGGUUAAAGGCUCCAGAAUUCGCUAAUCAUGCUUUGUCUCAUAACCAUCGGAUAUUGAUUUUAAAAACACCUCGAUCUGUGAAGCUUAUAGACAAUGGUAAUUAUCGCGUUGGAAUGUUUCUGGAAUCCUGGCAGACCAUGCUCACCAGUAUUGGCGACAUUAUUAACUCUUGCCUUUCCCCACGGCAAUAUAGCGUUCUUUUUAGCAAAAAAUUUCUCAAUAUAUUCUUUCUUAAUUUUCUUUCUAUAUGGUUAAUUGAAUUUUUAUUCUAUUGUAUUAUGUUAGAAUCGUUUUCAGUUUUAAAUCAUUUCGUCCCUUUAAGACCGCAGAGCAACCGGUCGAAAGCUCGUAUUUCUUAAAACAUUUUUAGAGAGCUCUUCUUCAGCACUUUAAUAGAGAGCCACGGCAACGAGAACGUCAAAAAAGUAACAGGUUUAAUUAGCAGAUCGUCAACUUUCCAUCACGACGAAAUUUUCUUUCUCUUUCUGAACUUGAAUGUGGUUCUUAGGAAUUCAGUCAACUCCAGGCGUGUUCGUCUACAUUUCAGAGUAAGUGAAUUGGAAUAAUAGUGAUGAAGAUUAAAAGAAUGCGAAUGUAGUUUUUAAGCGACGUUUUCGCCGCGGCAUUCGUCCCCGGAUUGUAAGUCCCUGAAACGUCCCUUAGAUCCGAGGACGUCGACAGCGGAGAAAACGUCGCUUAAGAAUUGAAUUCGCGUUCUUUCAAUCUUCAUCGCUAUUAUUUCAACCAAAAGAUCAUGAUAUUGUGAUCUCUUGUUUGAACUCACUUGCUUUGUCACAUGUAGGCGAACUCUCCUGGAGUUGAGUUCCUAAAGACACUAUUCAAAAUCAGAUUGAGAAAGAAAGUUUCGUGGACGCUAUUUUACGUCCUCCAUAAAACGUGAAAUUAAGUAAUUUCACGUCGACGUUGUGCAGUGACGGCAAAGGAAUGUACUAAAAAGUUCCUUGCACGUCCAGAGUUGUUGUUUUGCUAAUCAAACCUUUUGACGUUCUGGUUUUGCCGUGUAGCCGUCGGCGGAUGUUGAGGUCUCUAAUAACAGAAUGAUGUUAUGGGCCGAGUGUCUCGACAAAGCUCGACACGUUUUUCACCGCCCAUAACCGACAAACUUUGAACACGACAAACAAAAUUUAUCAAAUAAACCGGGAUAUCGAGUCAUAACGUAGCCAUACUCUGACUAUACUGACUGAAGUUACGAAAGUGCAUGUGACAUAUGUUUCUAGAUCAACGGUUCUUUCCAUUAAAAACCGACUUUAGAAAGCAAUAAUAACUUGUCCAGUCUUCAGAAAAUUUUUACCGUUAGGUCUUGGAUAAUCACAGUCUCGUCAAUUGAAAGUUUAAAGAGGAAAAUGAGUAUGUACAAGAAAAAAUGUUUCGAAACUUACCUGUAAUUCAGGUUACAGUUGCCCCAAAAUAAGACACUGAAAUAAGAUUCAAGUCUACAUGCUUAGUAAAUAGCAUAUAAGUAAGGUGUAAAAGCUCUCCAAGCUUGUCCUCUCGGGCCAAUAUAUGCUUUAAUGGCACCAAAUUUCCUCAAGGUAAUUAUGAGCCCAUCGAGUCAGGAUGUUAACACCCUGGUUAGAAAUAGCCGACGACCAAUCAACGCGCGCGAACAAGAUUCAGUUUAUUUCAAUAAAUUAUAAUCAGCUCAUUAAUUAAUUCGUGUAGUCGCCAUGUCAAAAACAGUAUUCAAGACCCUGCUUAGAUUCAUUUGAGGGCCAACAUUGGUUUCCUAGAGACUCACUUCCUCUUAGAACGAAUGCUGCCAUUUCAUAAACAAAUGGCCCAAAAAAAGGCAUUAAAAAAUUCACAUUUUGCGAUUUUGACAAGCAGCAAUACGGCUUGGUGUUAAAAACAAUAAAACCUUUUCUUAAAUUUUUACACAUGUUUAGACGGCACAUUCGUCGACAGCAAUGAAACAUUUUGAACUUACCGUUGAAUCGUAUAAACCUGACUCUCUCUUCCACGCCAUAUAUUGUAACUUUUUAGUACGCGAUAUUGUAAACUAAUGUAAUGCUCUAAUUUUUCUCUCAAUGUGACAAUCCAAUUUUUCUCGCCCAAUGUAAAAUAAUGCAUCAGUGAUCUCAAAUCGAUGACAGGUGCAACUUUGGAAACUUGUCCGAAAAAUCAAAGUCAGUUGUUAUGUUUCUAAGAUUAUCCCGCGAAGAAUUCAAAAUUUUUCGAAAGGUAACGCACUUCCAGGCUUGCAACCACUCCCUUUAUACCCAGACUUAUCAGCCUUGAGUAACAAUUUUCCGCUUGUGUGUUUCUUAAUGCCUCAUUGACACAAAGGAUUAAACAUGUUUAGAAUUUUAGAAAACACUGUGUAGUAAAAUAUGGUUCAAAAUUGUUUUCUCCGUAAAAGCUGCUUACUGACUUUUGGCUAUUGCAAAUUAUGUGCAAAUUACAGAGCAUGUUAAAGUUGAUUGAAUCUUGUGUAAAGGUCUGAGUUUGAGUUUUCCAUUACCGAGUUAUUUCCAUUUUUCUUUCUUGAAACCUGGUUUAAUUAAACAUGUUUAGUUGGUGUGAAUGGGCAUUAGCUUGAUUGAAGAGCUCUGAAUCGCUUUUAAAAAAUUUACCCUUGUACUCUCUCAUAUCGGUCUAUUUACAUUUUACUUGCUUGUUUAGUGACAUCAGAUAAUAACACAUUAACAUUAAGGGAGUAAUUUAACAAAAACAUUAAUGCUCUAACGACGGGGUAGAAAUAGCAGAAAGAUUUUCAAAGGUAUUAUAACUGCUCGAGGGACUUUUUAUUUUCGAAGAGGUAAUGGGCUGAGAUUUACAGUAUCGUUGUAUAUCUUAUACGUUCAUGUAUAAGGCAACAUUCUUACAGCAAUGGAAAAAUGUUCGACCGGUAGAAAAUUCGUGCGUAAAGUGUUUCGUUCAUACUGAACCAACCUAACCGUACGAAUAUUUAGACGUCUAGCUGUGGCGUUCAAAAUUCGUAUGAACAGAGCGAAAAUUUUGAAUGGUUCCUUGUAAACGAUUUGUCCGGUCAAUUAUUCAGCCUGUCGAAAAUUCGUCGUAUCAAGAACGCAGCCUAAUCCAGACUCUUCUCAGCAUGCAUAUAAGUCACCACAAACAUACCCGCACGCCCAUAGAUCUAUCACGUCUCUGCGUCAAGUCUCUAGAGAUCUUUGUUUACUUUUCUUAAUUCAUUCGUUUCACUUCUCUUUGCUUCGUUUUCUUUCGUUCUAGUGCCGGUGUUGGCCGCACAGGUGUGCUGAUUUUUAUGGAGACGGUGUUUAACAUGAUCGAGGCAGCAGAACCUAUUUUUCCACUGGAAAUUGUUCGGCGAAUGAGAGAUCAAAGGUGCUCGCUCAUACAAACUCCGGUAAGUAAAGCACUUACGACUUAAUCAUCACGCAAAUGCGACAGUCCCCGCGAAUCCGUUUUUUUUCAUUGUCUCUUCUCAUUCACUUUUAAAAUUCAAAUUCAAAUUCAUUUUUCUUUUUUUAUAAUUAUUUAUGUAGGGUCAGUUUAUAUUUGUCCUGGAAGCUUUGUUGAGAGCAUAUGAUGGUAAGUCGAAAAAGCUUUGA
Messenger RNA from Porites evermanni, 35945 nucleotides. Lineage: Eukaryota; Metazoa; Cnidaria; Anthozoa; Scleractinia; Poritidae. The record is from the annotation of a GenBank genome assembly.